AUGGAAUCGGAUGGUUAUUCUGACAUGGAUUACAGUUCCGAAAAUAAAGAUAAUGACGCAGAAUGGAUGUUUUGUUUGGGACUGUUAUCAGAGGAUACCAGCGGCGAAAAAUGGAUAAGAUGUUACCAGUAUCUUAAAUGGAGCGACGAGGCAUGCUCAAAUUCGGACAAAAACAAGAAUUUUGUUUGUGAUUUCUAUUUGUCCGGAUAA
Acanthoscelides obtectus is the source of this 210-nucleotide messenger RNA. The record is from the annotation of a GenBank genome assembly. Lineage: Eukaryota; Metazoa; Arthropoda; Insecta; Coleoptera; Chrysomelidae.